Messenger RNA from Camellia sinensis, 1491 nucleotides. RefSeq names its product probably inactive leucine-rich repeat receptor-like protein kinase At5g48380. Gene Ontology annotation, biological process: protein phosphorylation. NCBI's taxonomy places the organism in Eukaryota, Viridiplantae, Streptophyta, Magnoliopsida, Ericales, Theaceae. The record is from RefSeq and is a predicted model, not a curated record. Gene Ontology annotation, molecular function: ATP binding; protein kinase activity.
AUGUAUGCUCAUGCUCAUAACGAUGCUCGUAUAUUUGAGCUCUAUCAGGAUAUUGCUUGUGCUUCCCAGUUUGCCUUGGGUCUUUCUGUAUCAGAAUUCUUUGGAUACCUUCAGGCCUGUUGGGAAGAAUUAGUUCAAUAUGAGCCAUUGACUGAGCUACCAGCAGGUGUUACAUCUCCUGUGUCUAAAUGCCUUGUUCGCCAGUAUACUUACCAAUUUUCGAUGGUUUUAUCUGAUCAAAUGGUUUUUGCUGCAAAGUUUGGUUCUUGGGGUUCUACUGGUCCAAUUACUUGUCAUUAUUGUGGCAUUUCUAGUCAUGUUAAGGCUCAUUGCUUCAAACUUUAUCCUGAGUUGAGGCAACGUUCCUCUAACCUUCAUGGUGUUGGCAUCCCUCGCACUACGACUUUAGAGUUGCAGACUCAGAUUGGUCAGUUUCAGGCUCAACUUGGAUCUCUCACUGCCGGUUCUCCUAGCCUAUCAUCUACCACUACUGCCAUACUUACAAUAGUUUCAUUUAAUCGGCUCACUGGACAAAUCCCACAUGAGCUUGGCCUGCUGGAUCGUAUCAAGUCUUUUAGUGUCGCUAACAAUCUCUUGUUGGGGCCAGUGCCAGAUUUUGGUAGCACCUCUGUUACAGCUGAGAGCUAUGCAAAUAAUAAAGGACUUUGUGGGGGUCCUUUGAAGCACUACAAGGCUCCUGAUGCUUACGAUCAUGUUUUUUACUUAAAUGGCUUCGCGGUUGGUUGUUCGGUUUCUAUUGUUGUAGUUUUUGCUCUGACUAUAUUUUAUUUGCCCAUUGAUCCACUAUUAAAGAAGAUUAUGAGUAGCAAGAAGAAGAAAAGAAACCAAGAGGUGGUUCAACGAAGACAAUGGCGCCCAACUGCAAUGAAUAGAGUUGACGAUACCAAGAUUUCUAAAUUAGAGAAGCUGGUUACUAGAAUAAGCUUCACAAAACUUGUGAAUGCUACCGACAAUUUUAGAGAAGACAAUAUCGUUGGGUUAGGAAAGACAAGGACAAUGUACAAGGCAGGUAGAUUGAGACACACUAAUUUAGUACCUCUGAUUGGUUUUCGUUAUGAAACAAUGGAAAAACUAUUGGUUUACAAAUAUAUGCCAAAUGGUAACCUCUAUUAUUGGCUACAUCCUCCGGCAAGCAAGCUCAAGAUCAUGAAAUGGCCUGUCGGGGUUAAAAUUGCUGUUGGGUUAGCAAGAGGGUUGGCAUGGCUUCACCACUACAACAAAAAACUCCAGGAUUCUAAAAAGAAGGAUGUAUAUAGCUUUGGAGUUGUGCUUCUUGAUUUGGUUACAAGGAAGGAAACCAUUAACGCUUCUGCAAAUUCUAAUAGUACAUCUUUUAAUUUGCAUGAUGCAAUUGACAAUGCUCUGAUCGAGCUAGGAUUUGAUGAUGAGAUCUUUGAGUUCCUUAAUAUUGCGUAUAAAUGCGUUCAGUCAAUGCUAGAACAGAGGCCAACAAUACUGGAAGUGUACUAG